This is a messenger RNA of Caenorhabditis remanei, 2187 nucleotides long. RefSeq lists its product as uncharacterized. The coding region runs from base 1 to 2187 and encodes 728 amino acids. The record is from RefSeq and is a predicted model, not a curated record. NCBI's taxonomy places the organism in Eukaryota, Metazoa, Nematoda, Chromadorea, Rhabditida, Rhabditidae. The transcript is spliced from 8 exons. Gene Ontology annotation, molecular function: GTPase activity; GTP binding.
AUGCUUUGGAGAAAAGAAAUGUGGAAGCUCGUCGGAUUGUACUUGAAACCUAUGGAAAGACACAUCCGACCUAACAGAAGAUUCAGCGGAAAUGAGCGGAGCAAGAAAAUGCUGAAACUAUUAAGGAGCAGCCGUGUAUUUAUUAGACCAUCAGUGCAGAAACCGGUAUGGUUUCGUGUGGAAACGCGAGAAUUCGCUUCGGAAGGAAAGCGUGGAAAACGAAAAUUCGUGGAGGCGGCGAUUGUAAAGAGCACGAAAAGUCAGAAGCAGACGGUCGAUGUCUGGAAACGAAUGAGCCCGACUGAACUCGCCACCGCACUAUCCGUCGAUUUGAGUGAAGUCACCGAGAUUUUGGAAAAUAUCGACAAGAGAAAUGUGGAUGCCAUCAUUUCCGACUCACCACUCGAUGAUGUCUCCAUUUUGCAGACAACCGCCGCGUUCUCGUUCAAACCUCGUUUCAUCAAUGGUCCGCCGAAGAAAUUGGAACAAGAAGAUGCGGAUCUCCGUCCCCAACCGUCCGCUUCUCCAGGAGAUUUGGAACGUCGUCCCCCGAUAGUCACUAUUAUGGGACACGUAGAUCACGGAAAGACGACACUCCUUGAUGCACUCCGUAACUCUCAAAUAGCCGCUGGAGAAUUCGGAGGAAUUACUCAACAUAUCGGAGCAUUUUCAGUCGAAUUACGCGGGAGACGAGUGACAUUUUUGGACACUCCUGGACACGCUGCAUUCGCUUCGAUGAGAGCUCGCGGAGCACAAGGAGCUGAUAUUGUUGUGUUGGUGGUGGCUGCGGAUGAUGGAGUCAAGGAACAGACGGCACAGUCGAUUAAAUUCGCAAAAGAAGCCAACGUACAAUUAGUGGUCGCCGUCAACAAAAUCGAUAAACCGAAUGCGGAUCCGAUGAGAGCAAUGAGAUCAUUGUUGGAGCAUGAUGUAGUUGUGGAGCAACUCGGUGGAGAUAUUCAAUGUGUUGAAGUCUCUGCACUUCACUCGAAGAAUCUUCCAGCUCUUCAAGAGGCUCUACUUCUUCAAGCGGAUCUAAUGGAUCUGAAAGCGACGAAGAAAGGAAGGGUCGAAGCGGCUAUUAUUGAGUCGUCGGUUGUCCACGGCAUCGGUAAGGUGUGUACCCUGGUGAUCUCCCGUGGGACUCUGAAAAAGGGAUGUGUCCUCGUGGCGGGCAAUUCUUGGUGUCGCGUGAAAACAAUGCACGACGAGAAGGGAAAUGUCGUCCAAACGGCCACGCCCUCUUUGCCCGUCCGUGUCUCCGGCUGGAAAGACGAUUUGCCGACACCUGGAGACGUCGUUUUGGAGGCGGAGUCAGUGGAUAGAGCACAGAAAGUUGUCAACCUGAGAAUCGAUAAAACGAUGAAAGAGAAAGCGGAGAGAGAUUGGGAAGAGACGAAAGAUCGAAGAGACGCGGCGAGAGAGACGUAUCUAAGCAACCGACAGAAGCUACUUGAUAGAGGACAACGAUUCGGAUCCACGUUGAGAAGUAUUGUUCAUAAGAAUCAGAGAAUUGAGAAGGAUGUUGAGGAUGGAACACCCAAGUUUAGACUUAUUAUCCGAACGGACGUAGAAGGUACUCUCGAAGCGAUUCUUGAAAUCCUCGCCACGUAUUCAAGUGAUCAAUGUAAACUGCAAUUAGUCGACUUCGAAGUGGGCCCUCCGACUGAAAAAGACAUUGAGAUGGCGAGAGAAACGGGCGCCACAUUGUACACAUUCAACGUGGAAACCACACAGAAAAUCAAGCAGAAGGCUGAGUCGGCGGGAAUUCAAAUCGAUUCGUUUAAUGUGAUCUACCGAAUGGUUGAAGCGUUGAAAGGGGAAUUGUCGGCGAGACUGCCGAAACAGACAGAGUUACAUUUGGUUGGAGAGGGACAUGUACUCAAGGAAUUUAUGAUUUCUGAUAGAGGAAGGAAACGACAACCAAUUGCGGGUACACUUGUCAAUUGGGGAAAGUUUGAUCGACACUGCGUCUACAAAUUCACACGUGGCGACACUGUGAUAUUCGAAGGAGAAAUCGAGACGAUGAAGGCUGGAAUGGAGGUUGUGACGUCGGCAAAGACGAAUACAGAAGUCGGUUUAGCACUGUCGGAUAAGAAUAUUCGAUUCAAGGAGGACGAUCAAGUCGAAGCGUACGAGAAGAGGACGAUCACACAGGAAAUCGAUUGGUUUCCGCCUGGAUUUUAA